AUGCCUUCCCUCCGGAGUGCCCGGGACGCUCGGCGGAUGCCUGCCGCCCGUCCCGGGCCCACGGCAGACGCCCGUCCCUUGACGCUCGGCGGACGCCUGCCCGCCCGUCCCGGGACCCGCCCACGGCGGACGCCUGCCCCGCCCAUCCCAGGACGCUCGGCGGGGACGCCUGCCCGCCCGUCCCGGGACUCUCGGCGGACGCCUGCUGCCCGUUCCCAUUGGCGGGACGCUGCGGCAGAGCUGCCCGCGGUGCCCGCACCGCCCUCCCGGGGACGCUCGGUCCCCACCCGCCUCCCGUCCCCGGGAUGCUCGGCGGACGCCUGCCCGCCUGGGGCCCGCGGCUCGCCCGGGACGCUCGGCGGCCACCUGCCCGCCCGAGUGAACAACAGUUAUCCACUGCCUAUCAUCCAGAAACUCAUGGUGCCCACUUGGAAGGUUCCACCAGACAUUGAAAAGUAUGCUGACAAAGUCACUGCUCCGACCCCUAUGUCAGCUCCUCCAACCCCAAAGAACAUCUCGACCACUAAGGUGAUUACCCAAACCCCUACACCGCCAUUAGUUCCUGUUUUGCUUGUGGAAGCAAGAACUCGGACUGAAGCAUCGCCAGUCCCAAGGAUGGACAUUGAAAUGCAGACUGAAGAACUGCCUUUGUGUCCCAAUAGAUCUACUCAGACGGAGCCCAUUGUCGUUGGAGAGGAGAUAGCAGAUAAUCUCUUCACCUUCCUAGAGUUCGGAGCAUAUAUAGUCAAAGCUGUCAGAGAAGCAAGUAUAAUGGAAAUCAACACAUUGAUUAACGACCUCUUCAACGAUGCCAAAAAAAUACGAGAUGGAACUCCUAGAUGA
Messenger RNA from Macrobrachium nipponense, 843 nucleotides. RefSeq lists its product as uncharacterized. NCBI's taxonomy places the organism in Eukaryota, Metazoa, Arthropoda, Malacostraca, Decapoda, Palaemonidae. The transcript is spliced from 3 exons. The record is from RefSeq and is a predicted model, not a curated record. Bases 1 to 843 code for a protein of 280 amino acids.